GACGUCACCGCCAGCUCGCUGAGGAUGCUGUUCGGGGCUUCUGCCUGGGGAACAAUUACGUCAUCCCGGCUUCCAGAGACGGUUGAGGCUAAUGGCGUCGUGUUAUUAGGGCAGUGCCCGGCUGGGUAGCUUACUUAUCAUUUUUACUCGUCAAGUUGUUUCUCCUCCCCGCGGAGAGAGACAAUUGUCCCAGCAGCAGCAACCACAACUCCUUGCAACUUGUUGCACACAAACAUAGUUUCCAUAGCAGCUGAGAGAGGAGCGAGGUGCCUGACCAAACCGACUCAGGCACAGCACUGAUGAGCUGAAAAUCUCUGCUCCCAGGACACAUGCACGAUGGGGGAGCCGGUACCUGCCGCUGUGGAUAAGAGACUGCAGUUUGUGGAAGAGUAUGUGCUGAAAACGCUAAAACUGAAGCCUGACCGCUGGCAGAAAUGCAUCUCCAGCGAGGAGAACAAGAUUAUCUUGCAGGCGUUUUUGGAAAAGGCAGAUCAGUUAGUGCUGAUAAUAAUCUUGAACCCGGCUGGGCUGCUGGUUCCAGUGCUAGAAUUUCCCAACUCUUUUAAGAAUAAAGCAGUGUAUUUUCUGAAGAGGAGCAAUGCUGCACUGAGCGCAGAUUCGAUGAAGAACAGUUUAAUCUACGGGGACCUCUCAUACACUCCUAUUGAUCACUUUUCUGCCUUAGUGGAAGAGAUUGUGGUCCCAAUUUUGGGCAACCAGAAGAAUCAUCAAAAUUGGCCUCAUGUGGUGUCCCAGGAUGUAAAGCGGCAUGUAGACAACUUGAAAAGUAGUGUCUUUGUGAUGGUGGGUCAGGUUCGAGGGAAGACAUUGCUCCCUCUUCCGUCAGGUUCAGAGAAAGUGGAGUACAUCAGCUACGACAGUGAGAACAGUGACCACCUAGACAAGACAGUCAUCCAUGCUAUUGAAUCUGCAAUCAUUCAAUGGAGUCAUCAGGUGCGUGGAGUACUGAAGAGAGAAUCAUCUGAGCAACUUUUACACGGAAAGAACCCAAACCCCAUUGUAGAGCUAGAUUUCUGGAAAAACAGAUAUGCUGACCUGGAGUGUAUAUACAAUCAACUAAAAACUAAUAAAGUACGCAGGAUGGCAGAGCUGUUAGAUAAAAUGGAAAGCAGCUAUUUCCCAGCAUUCAAAGCAUUGUUCAGGGAUGUUGUAGCAGCCUUGUCAGAAGCUCAGGAUAUUAAUCUCUACCUAAAGCCUCUUCAUCGCCACUUUGACGAAAUAGAGAAUGUUGAAUUUAAUGAAGUAAAACCUCUAAUUGUUCCUCUGCUGCAUGUGCUGUGCUUGGUGUGGGCUCGUUCCAAAUACUACAACACCCCCACAAGGAUUAUAGUCCUGAUGCAGGAAAUCUGCAACCUCUUCAUCCAGCAGGCUCAAAACUACUUAAACCCAGAAGACCUGAUGAAGGGAGAAGCGGAGGAAAGUGUGGCCCGAGUGCGGGAUGUCCUCUCCACCUUACAGUUUCUCAUACACACAUUUGAGUAUAGUAGGGAAAAACUGCCAAGCUAUUUCAAGAAUGGGAUAGAAGUGAAAACUUGGGACUUUCCACCUGUGCUCAUCUUUGCUAGGUUGGAAUGCUUCAUAAAGAGACUGGAAGCCAUAGAGGAUUUAUUAGUGACCGCCCUGGACAUGAUGAAACUGGAUAAAAUAGAGUUUGGAGGUAUUAAAGGAAAAGUUUUAACUCAAACCGUGGCUGAGAUGUACCAAGAGUUCCAGGACACUUAUAAAGUGUUCUCUGAGAGAACGUACAACUGCCUGGAUGUAGGGAAUAAGGAGUUUGAGGCAGAUGUCUUGGAGUUCAAACUGAGAGUGGAAGAUAUGGACAGACGGCUGGGGACUGUGUUCUACUUGGCAUUUGAUGACGCCUCAGGCCUGGAACAUGCCUUCAGGCUGUUAGAUAUGUUCGGAAGUCUGCUGGACAGACCCCUAAUUGCCCAGGAUGCAUUUGAUAAAUACCCUCUUCUUAUUGCUAUGUUUGAACAAGAACUGGACUCCGCAAAAGCUAUUUAUGACAACCACUUGCAAGAAGUCUCAGAGCAAGGAUAUCCACAGAUCAAUAAAAAUAUGCCCCUGGUCGCCGGGAACCUGAACUGGGCUAAAGAGCUGAGAGAGCGCCUGCAGAUUAAUUACAGCAACUUCUACCACAUUACACACCCUUGCAUGGAAUCUGAUGAAGGCAAAAGAAUGAAGCUGAAGUAUGAAGAGAUGAUGGCUCUAUUGGAUAAGUAUGUAGAGCAACUAUAUGCAGAAUGGUGCCAGACAGUAUCGGAAAAGUCCCAGUAUAAUCUUAAGCGACCUCUCAUUAUACGUGAAGAAAGCUCCAACUUGAUAAACGUCAAUUUUGACCCACAGCUGGUGUCUGUGCUCCGCGAAGUAAAAUAUCUCCAAACGCUUCGGAUGGAGACUGUCCCAAAAGAAGCUGAGGACAUCUUCACAUCCAAAGAGUCCUACAGACAGUACACUGCCAACUUGGAGCUGGCUACCAACUGGUACAAUAAAGUCAUCAGCACCAUCCUCGAGGUCGAGUUUCCCCUGGUAGAAACACAGCUGAAAGAGAUUGAUGUCCGGUUGAAGUCUGCUGAAGAAAAUUUAAACUGGAAAGCAGUCGGGGUUUGGGAUUACGUCCAGCAGAUUAGAGACAGCAUCCAUGAUCUGGAGCGACGGGUACAGAAAGCCAGAGACAAUGUGGAGGAAAUCCAAGCCAUUAUGAAGACUUGGGUGUUUCCCAUUUUUGAGCGGAAAGAUGGGAAGAAAGACACUCUUCUAAACCUGGAUGAUAGGAGUGAACGACUGGAGAAACGUUACAACCUCAUCCGGGAAUCUGGAUCCAAGAUUCACCAACUGCUGAAGGAAAACAUGGAUCUCUUCUCCGUAAACCCAACUUCUGACAUCUGGAAAGCGUACGUGGAUUACAUAGAUGAAAUGGUUCUUGAUGGAUUCUUCAGUGCUAUUGAGUGCUCAUUAAAAUUCAUUUUGGAUAACAUGGAUACAAAGUCUGGACUCGCCCCAUUAUUUGAAGUGCAGUUGGACCUUGUGAUUCCAGACAUGGUGUUUCGACCGUCACUGGACCUUGGUUCCAGUGAUGGCCUAUAUGAUAUCAUAGAAGGACUUAUCAAUGAUAUCUACAGAAUUUCAUCUCUAGUGCCCAGGCUGUCCCAAAACAACACAUUCCCCAACUAUCAGGCCGAUAUGGAAGACAUGGUGGAUUUAGCAGACAUGCGUAACUUCCUCAUGGAAAGUGUCCAGAACAUGAUGACUACGUGCUCUGAAUACCGUAACUCCUUCGACCAGUAUGCUUACCUCUAUGUAGAUGACCGUAAGGAGUUUAUGCGCCAGUUCCUGCUCUAUGGCCAUGUGCUGACUGCAGAAGAGAUAGAAGCUCAUGCGGAGGAUGGCGUCCCAGAGACACCUCCCACUUUACAAUUGUUCAGGGAGCAGAUAGAUUCUUAUGAGAAAAUCUAUGAUGAAGUCAACCGUCUGGAGCCGGUCAAUGUGUUUGAGUGCUGGAUGAAGGUAGAUUCCCAGCCCUUCAAAUCUGCCCUGCUCAAUGUGAUCAAGAGGUGGAGUCUGAUGUUUAAGCAGCACCUUAUUGAUCAUGUAACAAACAGUCUACUCGAUCUGGAAGACUUUAUCAAGUUGGCAAAACAGGGGUUGAGUAAACAGCUGAAAGAAGGAGACUACAAAGGGUUGGUGGAAAUAAUGGGUCAUUUAAUGGCUGUAAAGGAUCGACAAAGCAGCACCGAUGAGUUGUUUGAACCUUUGAAACAGACCAUAGAGUUGCUGAAGGUCUAUGAGCAGGAACUACCUGACGAGGUCUACAAACAGCUGGAGGAGCUGCCGGAAAAAUGGAACAACAUUAAGAAGAUGGCUAUUACUGUAAAGCAGCAGGUAGCACCGUUACAAGCCAAUGAAGUCACACUUCUGCGCAGGAACUGUGCCUCAUUUGAUGUUGAACAGCACAAUUUCAGAGAGAGGUUUCGCAAGGAGGCGCCUUUUAGGUUUGACAGCGUUUCACCAUAUAACAUGCUUGAUCUUAAACAUAUCGAAAUUAAUAAAAUGGAGGCCAGUAUGGCCUCAAUUUAUGAGUCUGCAGCCUUGUUUGAAGUCAGUAUUCCAGAUUACAAGCAAUUAAAACAAUGUAGGAAAGAAGUUUGUCUUCUUAAGGAACUAUGGGAUAUGAUCAAGUUGGUUACCUCCAGCAUGGAUGACUGGCAAACCACCAGAUGGAGAGAGAUCAAUGUAGAGAACAUGGACCUCGAGUGUAAGAGGUUUGCAAAGGACAUCCGAAAUUUGGACAAGGAGAUGAGAGCUUGGGAUGCAUUCACAGGACUUGAUAAUCAAGUGAAGAACAUAUUAACAUCUUUUCGAGCCGUGGCAGAACUUCAAAAUACAGCUAUCCGUGAAAGACACUGGAGUCAAUUGAUGCAAGCAACUGGUGUUCGCUUCACUAUGGAUGAAGACACCACUCUUGCUGACCUGCUAAAGCUUAACCUUCAUAAUUUUGAGGAUGAAGUACGUGGCAUCGUGGACAAAGCUGUUAAAGAAAUGGGCAUGGAAAAAGUGUUAAAGGAGCUUGACACUACUUGGAGUGGGAUGAAUUUUCAAUAUGAAAAUCACCCCCGUACAAAUGUGCCCUUGAUCAGGUCAGAUGAAGAGCUUAUUGAGACUUUGGAGGAUAAUCAAGUUCAGCUUCAGAACCUAAUGACCUCAAAGUACAUAGCAUACUUUUUAGAGGAAGUUUCAGGCUGGCAAAAGAAACUGUCCACGGCUGACUCUGUGAUCUUUAUCUGGUUUGAGGUUCAGCGUACCUGGUCCCAUCUAGAAAGCAUUUUUAUUGGUUCAGAUGACAUUAGAGCACAGCUUCCCGAGGAUUCAAAGAGAUUUGAAGGCAUUGAUACAGACUUCAAAGAGUUGGCAAAUGAUGCUAAUGGGACUCCAAAUGUUGUGGAAGCUACCAAUAAGCCAGGACUAUAUGAUAAACUGGAAGAUAUUCAGGGACGGUUAUCAUUAUGUGAAAAAGCGUUGGCUGAAUACCUAGACACCAAACGUCUGGCGUUUCCCAGAUUUUACUUCAUAUCAUCAGCUGAUCUGUUGGAUAUCCUGUCCAAUGGGACUGAUCCACAACUUGUUAUGCGGCACCUGUCCAAAUUAUUUGACAAUAUGGCAAAGAUGAAAUUCAAAGAUGCAGAGUCUAAGACCAGUCUUGGCAUGUACAGCAAAGAAGAUGAAUAUGUGAUAUUCAAUAAGCCCUGUGACUGCAGCGGGCAGGUUGAAACCUGGCUUAACCGUGUACUGGACACUAUGAGGGACACUGUUAGACAUGAAAUGACUGAAGCUGUCACAGCAUAUGAGGAGAAGCCCAGAGAGCAAUGGCUGUUUGAUUACCCUGCCCAGGUUGCUCUCUCUUGCACACAGAUUUGGUGGACCACAGAGGUUGGUAUCUCCUUUGCCCGGCUGGAGGAAGGCUAUGAGAACGCCAUGAAAGAGUAUUACAAGAAGCAGGUCAGCCAGCUGAACACACUCAUCACCAUGCUGAUUGGCCAGUUGUCUUCUGGGGACAGACAAAAAAUUAUGACUAUCUGCACCAUUGAUGUACACGCCCGUGACGUGGUCUCUAAAAUAAUUGCACAAAAGGUUGACAAUGCUCAGGCCUUUGUGUGGCUGUCACAGCUCAGGCACCGGUGGGACGAUGACAAGAAGCAUUGCUUUGCCAACAUCUGUGAUGCCCAGUUCCUUUAUUCUUAUGAAUAUCUUGGCAAUACUCCCCGACUGGUUAUCACUCCUCUGACAGAUAGAUGUUAUAUUACGCUGACCCAAUCCCUUCAUCUAACCAUGAGUGGAGCCCCCGCUGGACCAGCUGGUACUGGAAAGACUGAAACCACCAAGGAUUUGGGCCGAGCUCUUGGUAUCAUGGUUUAUGUCUUCAACUGCUCUGAGCAAAUGGACUACAAGUCCUGUGGGAGCAUCUACAAAGGUCUCUCUCAGACAGGAGCCUGGGGGUGCUUUGAUGAAUUCAAUCGAAUCUCUGUGGAGGUGUUAUCUGUAGUUGCUGUACAGGUGAAAAGUAUACAAGAUGCCAUCAGAGACAAGAAAAAGAGAUUUAACUUUCUGGGAGAAGAGAUUAAUCUAAUUUCAUCAGUCGGUAUCUUCAUUACAAUGAAUCCGGGGUACGCUGGCCGUACGGAGCUACCAGAAAAUCUUAAGGCACUGUUUAGACCCUGUGCCAUGGUGGUCCCUGAUUUUGAACUCAUCUGUGAAAUCAUGUUGGUGGCAGAAGGAUUCAUUGAAGCCAGGCUGUUGGCAAGGAAGUUUAUAACUCUCUACCAGCUGUGCAAAGAGCUUCUUUCAAAACAGGACCAUUAUGAUUGGGGCUUGAGAGCCAUCAAAUCUGUGUUGGUGGUAGCUGGCUCCCUGAAGAGAGGAGACCCUGACCGCCCUGAAGACCAGGUCCUCAUGAGAGCUCUGCGUGACUUCAACAUUCCCAAGAUCGUGACAGAUGACAUGCCUGUGUUCAUGGGCCUGAUUGGAGACCUCUUCCCAGCAUUGGAUGUGCCCAGGAAGAGAGAUCUUGGCUUUGAAACAUUUGUGAAGCAGGCUGUUUUGGACCUCAAAUUACAAGCUGAAGACAACUUUGUUUUGAAGGUGGUCCAGUUGGAAGAACUGUUGGCUGUCCGACACUCAGUUUUCAUUGUUGGCAAUGCAGGCACUGGAAAAUCUCAAGUCCUGAAGUCCCUAAAUAAAACCUACCAAAUCAUGAAGAGACGGCCUGUGUGGACUGACCUUAAUCCCAAAGCUGUCACCAAUGAUGAGCUGUUUGGUAUCAUUAACCCAGCCACCAGAGAGUGGAAAGACGGUCUGUUUUCCUCAAUCAUGCGUGACCUGGCCAACGUUACACAUGAUGGACCCAAGUGGAUAGUCCUUGAUGGAGAUAUUGAUCCAAUGUGGAUUGAGUCCUUAAAUACCGUCAUGGAUGAUAAUAAGGUUUUAACUCUGGCCAGUAAUGAGCGAAUCCCCCUGAAUCCCACCAUGAGGCUGGUGUUUGAGAUCAGUCACUUGCGGACUGCGACUCCGGCCACUGUGUCCAGAGCAGGUAUCCUGUACAUCAACCCUGCAGAUCUGGGCUGGAAUCCACCAGUCACUAGCUGGAUUGACAAGAGGGAGAUCCAAUCUGAGAGAGCCAACCUAACCAUUCUGUUUGACAAGUACCUGCCUGUGUGCCUGGACACACUCCGAACCAGAUUGAAGAAGAUUAUACCAAUCCCAGAGCAGAGCAUGGUGCAGAUGUUGUGCUACCUCCUGGAAUGUCUCCUGACCACGGAAAAUACACCUCCUGACUGCCCCAAGGAGCUGUACGAGCUGUACUUUGUGUUUGCUGCUGUGUGGGCUUUUGGAGGAGCCAUGUUUCAGGAUCAGCUGGUUGAUUACAGAGUGGAGUUUAGCAAAUGGUGGGUGACUGAAUUCAAGACCAUCAAGUUCCCAUCUCAGGGAACUGUGUUUGACUAUUACAUCGACUCCGAGAGCAAGAAGUUUGAGCCAUGGUCUAAGCUCAUCCCAAAGUUUGAAUAUGAUCCUGAGAUGCCAUUACAGGCUUGUCUAGUUCAUACUAAUGAGACCAUCAGAGUUCGUUACUUUAUGGAAAAAUUGCUGGAGAAGAAGAGGCCAGUAAUGUUGGUCGGCAAUGCUGGCACAGGAAAAUCAGUGUUGGUUGGGGAAAAGCUAUCUUCUUUAGAUCCUGAUGAGUAUUUAAUCAAGAAUGUGCCAUUCAACUAUUACACCACAUCAGCCAUGCUACAAGCUAUUCUAGAGAAGCCACUAGAGAAAAAAUCUGGCCGGAAUUAUGGUCCACCGGGUACCAAGAAGCUGAUCUACUUUAUUGAUGAUAUGAAUAUGCCAGAGGUUGAUACUUAUGGAACGGUGCAGCCUCACACACUCAUCCGCCAACACAUGGACUAUGGACACUGGUACGACAGGAACAAGCUGACAAUGAAAGAGAUAAUGAAUGUCCAGUACGUGUCUUGCAUGAAUCCCACAGCUGGCAGCUUCACCAUCAACCCCCGACUUCAGAGACAUUUCAGUGUGUUUGCUCUAUCAUUCCCUGGCAUGGAUGCCCUUGCUACAAUCUACAGCACUAUUCUGACUCAACAUCUGAAGGCGGGCAACUUCCCUACUCCUCUGCAGAAGACUACACAGCAGCUGAUUAGCUUAGCCUUGUCUAUGCAUCAGAAAGUGACAUCAACCUUCUUGCCCACAGCCAUAAAGUUCCACUAUAUCUUUAACCUAAGGGACCUAUCCAACAUAUUCCAGGGCAUUCUGUUCUCCACGCCAGAUUGCCUUAAAACUCCACAAGACUUGGUGAAGCUUUACCUCCAUGAAUCUAACCGCGUCUACCGAGAUAAGAUGGUAGAACAAAAAGAUUUUGACAUGUUUGAUAAGCUCCAGACAGAAUUGGUGAUGAAGUUCUAUGAUGACAUAAAUGAAAUGCUGGAACAAGCGAAGGUGAUGAAUAUGUUUUGCCAUUUUGCUAACGGAGUUGGAGAACCCAAGUAUAUGCCGGUCCAGUCUUGGCAGUCAUUAAAUAAAAUCUUGGUGGAUGCGCUGGAUAGUCACAAUGAGGUCAACGCUGCAAUGAAUCUGGUUCUGUUUGAAGAUGCGAUGUGUCAUAUUUGUCGAAUCAACCGUAUUCUGGAGUCCCCCAGAGGGAAUGCUCUGCUGGUUGGAGUGGGAGGAAGUGGAAAGCAGAGUCUGACAAGAUUGGCAGCUUAUAUUAGCUCCUUGGAGGUUUUCCAGAUCACUCUCAGGAAGGGCUAUGGUAUCCCUGAUCUCAAGGCUGACCUGGCAAGCCAGUACAUCAAAGCAGGAGUGAAGAAUGUGGGCACAGUUUUCCUGAUGACCGAUGCUCAGGUGUCUGAUGAGAAGUUCCUUGUUCUAGUCAAUGACUUGUUGGCCUCUGGUGAGAUUCCGGACCUGUUUCCUGAUGAUGAGGUGGAAAAUAUAAUUGGCAGCGUAAGGAAUGAAGUGAAAAGCCAGGGCCUGAUGGACACAAGAGAAAACUGCUGGAAAUUCUUCAUUGAUAGAGUUCGGAGACAACUGAAGGUUGCUCUAUGUUUCUCGCCUGUCGGCAGCAAGUUGCGGGUUCGGAGCAGGAAAUUCCCUGCUGUCGUCAACUGUACUGCUAUUGACUGGUUCCAUGAGUGGCCACAGGAGGCGCUGGAAUCUGUCAGUCUGCGUUUCCUCCAAGAAACAGAGAAUGUUGAGGCACCUGUCAAGGAAUCCAUAAGUAAAUUUAUGGCUUAUGUGCACAUGAGUGUUAAUGAGUUGUCGAAAAGUUAUCUGACUAAUGAGCGCCGCUACAAUUACACCACUCCCAAGUCUUUCCUGGAGCAAAUCAAGCUGUACCAGAACCUACUGAGGAAGAAAGGUAAAGAGCUUGCUGCAAAGAUGGAACGUCUGGAGAAUGGCUUAGAAAAGUUGAACAGCACCUCUGCCCAGGUGGAUGAUCUAAAAGCAAAACUUGCAGCACAAGAGGUGGAUCUUAAGCAAAAGAACGAAGAUGCCGAUAAACUCAUCCAGGUGGUAGGUGUGGAAACUGAGAAGGUGGGUAGAGAGAAAAGAGUGGCUGAUGACGAGGAGAAGAAGGUAGCUGUGAUUGCAGAAGAGGUCGGAAAGAAGCAGAGAGACUGUGAAAAAGACUUGGCCAAAGCAGAACCAGCUUUAAUAGCCGCACAAGAAGCCCUGAACACUCUCAACAAGAACAACCUUACUGAGCUGAAGUCUUUUGGCUCCCCACCUUCAGCCGUCACCAAUGUCACGGCAGCUGUUAUGGUCCUCACAGCCCCUGGAGGUAAAGUCCCCAAAGACAGGAGCUGGAAGGCUGCCAGAGUGGUCAUGGGCAAAGUGGACAGCUUUUUAGACACCCUGAUAAACUUCAAAAAGGAGAGUAUUCAUGAAAACUGCAUGAAAGCUAUUCAGCCAUACUUGAAUGACCCAGAGUUCAAUCCAGAAUUCAUUACAUCCAAAUCGCAAGCUGCUGCUGGGCUUUGUUCCUGGGUCAUCAACAUUGUGAAGUUCUUUGAAGUCUACUGUGAGGUGGAGCCAAAACGCCAAGCCCUGAACAAGGCUAAUGCUGAGCUACAAGCCGCGGAAGAGAAACUGGCCACUAUCAAAGCUAAAAUUGCUCAUCUGAAUGAAAACCUUGGCAAGCUAACAGCAAAGUUUGAGAAAGCAACUGCAGAUAAGUUGAAGUGUCAACAGGAAGCUGAUGCUACCGCUCUGACCAUCUCCCUCGCCAACCGUCUGGUUGGAGGACUUGCCUCAGAAAAUGUUAGAUGGGCUGAAGCAGUCAGGAGCUUCAAGCUCCAAGAGAGAACUUUGUGUGGAGAUGUUCUACUGAUCACCGCCUUUGUCUCCUACCUCGGUUACUUCACCAAGAAGUACAGGCAAGACCUCAUGGAUAAGACCUGGAAGCCAUAUCUUGGGCAGCUUAAAGUCCCUAUUCCGGUGACUGAAUCACUGGACCCCCUAACCAUGCUGACCGAUGAUGCUGAUAUUGCAGCUUGGCAAAAUGAAGGGCUUCCUGCUGACCAAAUGUCAACUGAAAAUGCGACAAUCCUGACAAACUGUGAGAGGUGGCCAUUGAUGGUGGAUCCACAGUUACAAGGGAUCAAAUGGAUCAAAAACAAGUAUGGAGAAAAUCUUCGGGUUCUCAGGAUUGGACAAAGAGGAUACUUGGAUGUUCUGGAGAGAGCACUUUCAGGAGGGGAUGUAGUGCUCAUUGAAAAUCUUGAGGAGAGUGUGGAUCCAGUCCUGGGUCCUUUACUGGGCAGAGAAACUAUCAAGAAAGGAAGCUGCUAUCGAUAUCAGAAAGUGGCACUGCAGUUGUCAAGCCUUUUGCAGAGUUCUACCAGGUUCUUAAGAGAGAGAGGCAAGAUUCCGCAGAUGUUGUUGUACAUUAAGAUUGGGGAUAAGGAAUGUGAGUACAGCCCCAGUUUCCGUCUUAUCCUGCACACAAAACUGGCCAACCCCCAUUAUCAGCCUGAGAUGCAGGCACAGUGCACCCUGAUUAAUUUCACUGUCACCCGUGACGGGCUGGAGGACCAGCUGUUGGCGGCUGUAGUGAGCAUGGAGCGACCAGAUCUGGAAGAACUCAAGUCAAAUCUAACCAAGGAACAGAACGGGUUCAAAAUCACCCUGAAGACCUUGGAAGACAAUCUACUCUCUCGUCUUUCUUCUGCCUCUGGAAAUUUCCUGGGAGAUAUUGAGCUGGUGGAGAACUUAGAAAUCACAAAAAAGACAGCAGCUGAAAUUGCAGAGAAGGUCGAAGAAGCCAAAGUGACGGAGGUAAAACUGAAUGAAGCUCGAGAACAUUACCGCCCGGCUGCUGCUCGUGCCUCCCUCCUCUACUUCAUAAUGAACGACCUCAACAAGAUCCAUCCUAUGUAUCAGUUUUCACUGAAGGCGUUCAGUGUGGUUUUCCAGCAGGCAGUUCAGAAGGCCCCAGCAGAUGAAGUCCUGAAACAACGGGUGAUGAACCUCAUAGAGAGUAUCACAUUCUCUGUGUUCCAGUACACGACCAGGGGUCUGUUUGAAUGUGACAAGUUAACUUAUACCGCACAAGUGGUUUUCCAGAUCCUGCUGAUGAGUAAAGAGAUUAAUACAGUUGAGUUAGAUUUCCUGCUGCGUUUCCCAGCCCAGCCUGGCCUUACAAGCCCAGUUGAUUUCCUUUCCAACCAGUCCUGGGGUGGAAUCAAGGCUUUGUCGGCCAUGGAUGAGUUCAAGAGCUUAGAUCGAGACAUUGAAGGUUCAGCCAAACGCUGGAAGAAGUUUGUGGAGUCAGAGUGUCCCGAGAAGGAAAAGUUCCCUCAGGAAUGGAAGAGUAAGACAGCCCUGCAGAGACUGUGCAUGAUGAGGGCAAUACGUCCCGAUCGGAUGACUUAUGCAGUCAGGGACUUUGUGGAAGAAAAAUUAGGCAGUAAAUAUGUUGUUGGGAGGUCCUUGGACUUUGCAGCAUCAUACGAGGAGUCUGGACCAGCUACACCAAUGUUCUUCAUAUUGUCUCCUGGUGUGGACCCUCUGAAGGAUGUUGAGAAACAAGGAAGAAAACUGGGUUACACAUUUGACAAUCAGAAUCUCCAUAAUGUGUCUCUGGGGCAAGGGCAGGAGAUUGUGGCUGAGCAAGCUCUAGAUCUGGCAGCAAGAGAAGGACACUGGGUUAUCUUGCAGAACAUUCAUCUAGUGGCCAAGUGGCUGGGCACCCUGGAGAAGAAGCUGGAACGUCACAGUGAAGGGAGCAACCCAAAUUUCCGAGUGUUUAUCAGUGCCGAGCCUGCUGGUUCACCCGACGGUCACAUCAUUCCACAGGGUAUUUUAGAGAACUCCAUCAAAAUCACUAAUGAGCCACCCACUGGCAUGCACGCCAACCUGCAUAAAGCCUUGGAUAAUUUUAAUCAGGACACGCUAGAGAUGUGCACCCGGGAAACCGAGUUUAAGAGCAUAUUGUUCGCCCUGUGUUACUUCCAUGCUGUUGUGGCAGAGAGGAGAAAGUUUGGCCCUCAGGGCUGGAACCGUUCUUAUCCCUUCAACACUGGAGAUCUCACCAUAUCCGUCAAUGUGCUGUACAACUACCUGGAGGCCAACGCAAAGGUCCCCUAUGAUGACUUGCGCUAUCUGUUUGGUGAGAUCAUGUAUGGAGGUCACAUCACAGAUGACUGGGAUCGGCGAUUAUGCAGAACUUAUCUGGAGGAGUAUAUAAAGCCUGAAAUGUUAGAAGGGGAGAUGUUUUUGGCCCCAGGAUUCCCACUUCCUGGAAAUUCAGAUUACAAUGGUUAUCAUCAGUAUAUUGAUGAUGUCCUACCAGCGGAAUCUCCCUACCUGUAUGGCCUUCACCCCAACGCAGAGAUUGGCUUCUUGACUCAGACCUCAGAAAAACUAUUCCGCACUGUGUUAGAGAUGCAGCCCCGUGACAGUAGUAUGGGUGAAGGUGGAGGGGUCACUCGGGAGGAGAAGGUUAAAGCAACAUUGGAUGAAGUCCUAGAGAAGCUCCCUGAAGAAUUUAAUAUUGCGGAACUCAUGGCAAAGGCGGAGGAGAGAACUCCAUACAUUGUAGUCGCGUUCCAGGAAUGCGAGAGGAUGAACAUGCUCACUAGUGAGAUGAGGCGUUCACUGAAAGAGCUCGAUUUAGGGCUGAAGGGAGAGUUGACCAUGACUAGUGAUAUGGAAAAUUUGCAGAAUGCAAUUUUUCUGGACCAAGUUCCUGAUUCAUGGACCAAGAGAGCCUAUCCAUCCAUGGCUGGUCUAGCCAGCUGGUUUGUUGACCUUCUCAGUCGUAUAAAGGAGCUGGAGACCUGGACAGGGGACUUUGCUUUACCAUCUGCUGUCUGGCUGGCUGGCUUCUUCAAUCCUCAGUCCUUCCUUACAGCUAUCAUGCAGUCCAUGGCCAGGAAGAAUGAGUGGCCCCUUGAUAAGAUGACCCUUCAAUGUGAUGUGACCAAGAAGAAUAGAGAGGACUUUAGCAGUCCUCCGCGAGAAGGUGCCUACGUUCACGGCCUGUUUAUGGAGGGAGCACGUUGGGAUACCCAGACUGGUAUUAUCACAGAUGCGAGGUUGAAGGAAUUGACUCCAGGCAUGCCCGUCAUCUUCAUCAAGGCUAUCCCUGUGGAUAAGCAAGAGACCCGCAACAUAUAUGCCUGUCCUGUUUAUAAGACCCGCCAGAGAGGACCAACCUAUGUAUGGACAUUUAAUCUGAAGACAAAGGAGAACCCAUCAAAGUGGGUUCUAGCUGGACUAGCGCUACUCUUACAGAUUUAAACAGUUUAUUAAGAGAAAUUAUAUUUCCUUUAUUUUACUUGCUGGGUUAUCUGAUUCAACAUUGUUCUUUUACCAGACACUUUUACACUUUCACUUGCACAAAAGGAACAUUUGCACCUUAUACAAAUAUAGAAAACCCAGUAUUAAUGGAGAAAUACUGUACAGAAAAUGCUGUGUUGUUCUUCAAUGCACUAAUGAGGUUAUUUUAUUAAACCGUCAAUAAAGCAUUUUGUUCUCUUA
This is a messenger RNA of Pseudophryne corroboree (corroboree frog), 14061 nucleotides long. RefSeq names its product dynein axonemal heavy chain 9 (gene DNAH9). Gene Ontology annotation, cellular component: axonemal dynein complex. The transcript is spliced from 71 exons. Lineage: Eukaryota; Metazoa; Chordata; Amphibia; Anura; Myobatrachidae. The record is from RefSeq and is a predicted model, not a curated record. Gene Ontology annotation, molecular function: dynein light intermediate chain binding; minus-end-directed microtubule motor activity; ATP binding. The coding region runs from base 337 to 13821 and encodes 4494 amino acids. Gene Ontology annotation, biological process: microtubule-based movement.